Cercocebus atys (sooty mangabey) is the source of this 5483-nucleotide messenger RNA. RefSeq names its product synapsin III (gene SYN3). Lineage: Eukaryota; Metazoa; Chordata; Mammalia; Primates; Cercopithecidae. The record is from RefSeq and is a predicted model, not a curated record. Gene Ontology annotation, cellular component: synaptic vesicle membrane; synaptic vesicle. Gene Ontology annotation, biological process: neurotransmitter secretion. Bases 1040 to 2782 code for a protein of 580 amino acids. Gene Ontology annotation, molecular function: ATP binding. The transcript has 14 exons.
GGACCGUCUGCCGGCCCGGGAGCCGGGGGCGCGCAAGACUGGAUCCUAAGACUGCCUCCACCCAGCGCCCGGCCCGGGGAAGAGCUUGCGGGAAACCAGAAACCGCAGCGGCUGGACCUCUGCUCUGCGCCGGCUCCUAGGACCUGCCUUAGGUCCCCAGACCCCUCAUGACCUGUUGCCUUGGGUUUGGGGGGUCAGAUUUGUCACGCUGUGGCCAAUUUCCAGUCAGCCUGGGGGCAGGACGAAAUCUCAGAGUGGUUCCCUGGCCAAGCUAGAAGCAGAGAAUAGCUCUGGAUACAGCACCUCGUGUAUCUAUCCAGCACUUACUUGGCUCUUUCUGAGUGCCAGGCACGGUGCCAAGCCCUAGCAGCAUGAAGAAUGGCCUUGGGGAGCUCCCGGGGCUAAGAGGGACAGUAGGAGGAGCAAUUGCAGUGCAGGGUAGUGCGGAAGACUCGAGAUGGAGAAGAGGACGGUGAGGAAGCCAGGAAGGCUUCAGAGAGUAGGUGACCAUUGACUAGAAGUCGGAGGUUUUGCCUGGCUGAAAAGUGUGUUGGGGGUGGGAGUUGAUGGGGAGCAGGAAUUCCAGGUGGAUUUUCUUGUGUAAAGGUAAAGAAACUGAAAAGGUCCGGUGUCCUGACCUAGAACAUCAGAUAAUUCUACAGCAGAUAAUGGAGUAGGACCGGGUCUUGUUAUAGGUAGGAAAUAAGUUGUCGACAUGGCAGGGAGCUAAAACAUGCACAGACCUUCAAGUGCAGCCUUAGAAUAUUUAGAAUUUUAUCCUGGAAUGAAGGAGGGCCGUGGAAGAUUUCUGAUCAGUGAUCAGGUCUCUCUGGCAGCUCUGGGGACAACGGAUGGAGACCGGAGCAUCAGAAAGCUGCAGGUAAACAAAGGCAGCUAAAGCUGACUGCUGGUUGUGCAAAAUCCCCCCGGCUCUUCUGGCUGAAGUCCUACCACUCCCUGUACCUGGCAGCAGCCUGUCCUCUGGGCCUCACCUACACACAUCCGGGUAGGAGCCAGUCAUCUCCAUCCAUCCACAGCCAUGAAUUUCCUCCGGCGACGUCUCUCUGACAGCAGCUUCGUGGCCAACCUGCCUAAUGGCUAUAUGACGGACCUGCAGCGCCCAGAUAGCUCUACCAGCUCACCUGCUUCCCCGGCCAUGGAGAGGAGGCACCCCCAGCCCCUGGCUGCCUCCUUCUCCUCUCCAGGAUCCAGCCUUUUUAGCUCCCUCUCCAGUGCCAUGAAGCAGGCCCCUCAGGCCACCUCAGGACUGAUGGAGCCUCCAGGUCCCUCCACGCCCAUUGUUCAAAGACCCAGGAUCCUGUUGGUGAUCGAUGAUGCCCAUACAGACUGGUCAAAGUAUUUCCAUGGGAAGAAGGUGAAUGGAGAGAUUGAGAUCCGAGUGGAGCAGGCUGAAUUCUCAGAGUUGAACCUAGCAGCCUAUGUUACCGGGGGCUGCAUGGUGGACAUGCAGGUCGUGAGAAAUGGGGCCAAAGUGGUGAGCAGAUCCUUCAAGCCAGACUUCAUCCUGGUCCGCCAGCACGCCUACAGCAUGGCCCUGGGGGAAGAUUACCGCAGCCUGGUCAUCGGCCUGCAGUAUGGAGGGCUGCCUGCUGUCAACUCUCUCUACUCUGUCUACAACUUCUGCAGCAAGCCCUGGGUGUUCUCUCAACUCAUUAAGAUCUUCCAUUCCCUGGGUCCUGAGAAGUUCCCGCUUGUGGAGCAAACAUUUUUCCCCAACCACAAGCCAAUGGUCACAGCCCCACACUUCCCGGUGGUGGUCAAGCUGGGACAUGCCCACGCUGGAAUGGGAAAGAUCAAAGUGGAAAACCAGCUUGACUUCCAGGACAUCACCAGCGUGGUCGCCAUGGCCAAAACCUACGCCACCACCGAGGCCUUCAUCGACUCCAAGUACGACAUCCGCGUCCAGAAGAUUGGAUCCAACUACAAGGCUUACAUGAGAACCUCCAUCUCUGGGAACUGGAAGGCCAACACAGGCUCUGCCAUGCUGGAGCAGGUGGCCAUGACAGAGAGGUACAGGCUGUGGGUGGACAGCUGCUCGGAAAUGUUUGGUGGCCUGGACAUCUGUGCCGUCAAGGCCGUCCACAGCAAGGAUGGCAGAGAUUACAUCAUCGAGGUAAUGGACAGCUCAAUGCCGCUGAUUGGAGAGCAUGUAGAAGAGGACAAACAGCUGAUGGCCGACCUUGUUGUCUCCAAAAUGAGCCAGCUCCUGAUGCCAGGAGGCACAGCACCCUCGCCCCUGAGACCCUGGGCGCCACAGAUUAAAUCAGCGAAAUCCCCAGGGCAAGCCCAGCUGGGGCCUCAGCUAGGACAGCCCCAGCCACGCCCACCUCCACAAGGAGGCCCUCGCCAAGCUCAGUCUCCUCAGCCCCAGAGAUCUGGAAGCCCCUCCCAGCAGAGGCUCUCCCCACAAGGCCAGCAGCCCCUGAGCCCCCAGUCCGGAUCUCCACAGCAGCAAAGGUCACCAGGCUCUCCACAGCUAUCCCGGGCAUCCAGUGGCAGCUCCCCAAACCAGGCCUCCAAGCCAGGUGCCACCCUCACCUCACAGCCCCGGCCCCCUGUGCAGGGCCGUAGCACCUCCCAGCAGAGUGAAGAGUCCAAGAAGCCAGCACCACCCCAUCCGCAUCUCAACAAAUCUCAGUCCCUGACUAACAGCCUCAGCACAUCCGACACCUCCCAGCGUGGGACCCCAAGUGAAGACGAGGCCAAGGCCGAAACCAUCCGCAACCUGAGGAAGUCUUUUGCCAGCCUGUUCUCUGACUAACACCAUCCAGGCUGGGAGGGGAAGAGUGCUCUGCUACACUCGUCCCCCUCCUGCCUCAUCUUCCUUCUCAGCCUUGGUUCCUGAUGGGAACAGAAUGGAGGGCCUGAGAACAUACUUUCUAAAUGCCUUUGACCCAGGAACUGAUUAUAUUUGUUCCCAUUUUCCUUUACCGUGACAUUCCAGCAUUGUCUGACUGAGAGGUGGGCCUUUGAGAGCCUCCAGGUUCCUCAAAACAGGCCUGAGAGACGGGCGUCACAUCCCUCUGCCUACCCACAUACCCCGCCUCCCUGCCAGAUAACCAAGUGAGAUGUCUGCGAGUGGCUAGUUUUCACAUCCUUAUUAGUGUUUUGCUCACCUUUGGGCAAAGGCCCCCUCUAGGCCUUGCCCUACCUCCAUCAAAUGCAGACACUGUAGUCGGACCUCAGCAAUAUAGGAGGCAAUAAUCUUUUAACAGUGUUUUGCAAACAAAAAAAGAGAAAAUCCCAGCCAGGGGAACUCGCCACCUGCCCACACUAGUUCCAUCCAUGCUCAAGACUUGCCCUUAGACCAGACAGGCAAAGGCCCCCAUCACACUGGGCCACUAGUGGGGUCCUGAAGCCAAGAAAGAAAUGAGACCCUGUAUGACAAGUGGGGUCUUUGAGAACACAACAGAAACAGAGGGGCCCUGGUAAUGCCACUCAUACUCAGAGCAUUAUUCUUAUUUGGACAGCUGAGAGCAGAUCACAGGUUCUUCUAGGAAUAAAGACGAGUUCACAGAGGAGAAAGAGGCCAGGGACCUCCCAAGGAAAGGGUCAGGUUAGGAUCCUGUACCCAUUCUGUUACACCACUGUUUGGUCUCUCUGGCCUCCCACCAGGAAAGCCGUUUCCUUUUUACGGAUCUGUUGGGAACCAGAGAGAAGCAACAGAUGAAUGACGUAGGAUCUGAAGUGCAAUGGCAGUCACUUCUAGUUUGGCAUCUCACAAACUCUGUACAGAAAGGUGUUGGUAGGUUACUCAAUUUCAAAACGGGCCCCAUGGUCAAAUAUGUUUAGGAACUACUGUUUGUAUUUCUUUUUUGGAGAUGCAUUGUAUAUAAUAUAUGUCAAAGGCUUUUGGAAUUCCUGCAGGAAAGAAAUCAGCUUUGUUAAAUCCAAACUGAUUUGACUCAAUAAGUUAGCUGCAGAGCUGGAAAAAGUAGGCUAACUCCCUUCCCAGUGCUCUUUCCCCUGUACCAGCCUGCCCCUCAUGCUUAGAUAGGGUUCAGGGGUGACCUAAAUCACCAAGCACCUGGUGCUAGAAACAUAGUAGGUGCCAGAAGCAGCCUCCUGGUCUCGAAGAGAGCCCACGGUAUUAGAACAUAGCUAUGUUAGCCCCUUGCCUCCCACUUUGCAACCCGAGAUACGUCUUCCCUUUGCUGUCCACGGGGAAGGGAGAGAGGGAGGUAAAAAUGGAAGUGGCUCUGGCCUGGAGCAGCUUCUAGUUAUGCGCAAGUAAUGCAGAUUGCUUGGUAAUCAGCCGAGAUCCAUCCAGGCUCCCAGGAGCAUAAAAGCAAUCAUCUCCUUUUUGGUCCUCCAAAACCAAACUGGAGUGGUGACAUCAGGGCCAGAAACCCUCUCCUUCUGUGGGCAUUGGGUCACUUAGAACUCUCAACCUCAGAAAAGCCUGCCUUCAAGCUGGCUUUUGACAGGUUAUUGGCUGGAGACUGGCUCAGUAUCGAAAGUGCUAGCUGUGCACCUGGCUGCCAGAAAGCCACUUGGCCUUUAGGGAGGUCCUCUUCACAUUGCCCUCUUCCCUCACUCAUGAUCAGGUCUGGAUUUAAGAGCAAGAGACCCCAGGAAAAUUCAGAAGUCCUCUCUCUCCUCUUGUUCAAGACCCUUGGUCUGGGAUUCAAUAAUAAGUAGCAGACCUGGCAUAAGAAAGAUCAGAUAAGUCAAUUGCCAGUGACCAUCGGGAGCCAUAAUUUGGCAGCUGGAGACUGGUAGGCUCAGGUCUGAUUAACACUGGCGAGGAUCCGCAGCAAAUAAAAUAGCCACUGUGUGAGGUGAGAAGUGAACAGCUGAAGGCCCUGUACUCUUUCCAGUGCCCAAAAGCCCACCACCCUUACUCUAUCUCCACGCUCGGCUGAGUUCCGUGUUAUAGGACAGUCCCUGCAUGUCUGGAGCUCACUCUGCCCAGUAACACAUCUCCCUUCUUUUUGCUCAAUGCAACAGAAUAGUCUGGCCAGGAGCUGCCAGAAUCCUAUCCAGAGGCAGCUGAGAUGAUGCAGUGGGCAGUCAGACACAUGAAGCUGCUGCUUUGCAGGCAUCACUCUCUCAUCAUCACAUUCUUCUAGACCCCCAAGGUGGGUGGAGGUAGGGGUCCUAGGGUCAAUAUCCCACAGUCAUGCCUGGGGGAGGUCAGGUGAUGGCAAGGAAUAGAUCAGACCAUUUAUAAUCCGGCAGAACUUUGCUUCGUCCUCCUGCUGCUGCUCACUUAACCCUUUCACCGCUCCCUUGCAGCUUCUGAAGAAAGCCAAGUGGGGCAUGAGGAAAAGAGACAGGAGGUGAAAUUCAAAACGUCAGAUGCGGGUACCUUUUAAAGCUAUUCUGUUAAAAGAAAUCUAUCUAACAGAAGAGAGUAUAAAUAUUGAUUAACGUAAGGUUUGAUGAUUAGCCAAUGAUUCUAGGAGUCCCAUUACUUAAACGCACACACACGCACACACAUGCACACACACACGCACACA